Messenger RNA from Trypanosoma conorhini, 447 nucleotides. RefSeq lists its product as uncharacterized. The transcript has a single exon. Lineage: Eukaryota; Euglenozoa; Kinetoplastea; Trypanosomatida; Trypanosomatidae. The record is from RefSeq and is a predicted model, not a curated record. The annotation marks the transcript as partial.
AUGCGCUGUUGCCUGCGGACCACGCAGAAGACAAACCGCGUCCGCCUUGAAGUGCAACGUCACCCACGCUGCGGCUCAACAAAGUGCUGCGACGGCGGUGGCGGCGAGGAGCAGCAGCGGAGAGAAGCCGGCAGCUGCCAGAGCACCAUCGCCGUUGGACUGCGGGGCAGCCGGGGGGUGCACCCUCUCGCGGGAUGCACCGUCUUCGGUGUCGCGGCUCUCCGGAAGCCCAGGCGAGGGCGGCGGCAAGGGCACUUCCGCCGGAGGCACAGGGGCCGACGGGGGGGGAUGCAGGCGAUUUGUGCGGAUCAGGCGAUUUGUGCGGUUCAGGCAACUCAGGCUUCGGAGGCGGUGCAGACGGUGCGGGGGGCUGGGAGGGACCUUUCUCUUCCACUCCUUGUCGUUUGCCGUCCCAUUGAACCCCUGGGGUCACGCCGCUGCCGGUGG